AAUCAAUCUUUUUUCUUGUGAAAUUAAAAUUUCAGAAUGAAUAUGCUUAUUCCAAGAUUGGCAUCAUGCAUGCAAUUACCAUGCCUGUGCCAACAUCGACUGUUGUCAUUAUCUGCUACAGCAGCAGUCAUGCCUCCUCCAUUUCAAGGCAAUGUACCUCCUAAGAGAGACCGGCCUUACAUUGAUCAGUUUGUGCCUAAUAUUAAAAUUAAACAAGCCAGAAAAACUGCAUCUCCUUCUCCACAACCUCACAAAUUCCGUCCCGUUCAACGCUCGUGGAACUUGAGAGAAAUUCCCUCAACUGAAGAAGGAUGGCAGAAACAUGAACAGUUAUCUCCAGCGGUGACGACGGCAGUAAACAAGCAGCUGGAAGAAGGCCGGGCAGGCCGUCUGUUCGCCGUGGUGCACGUAAUGGGCAAGCAGUUCCUCGUCAAAGCGGAAGACAUCGUCGUUGUAACUGGCCAUUGGCCUCCCAAGCUCGGGGAGUCUAUAAGAUUGGAAAAG
Hyalella azteca is the source of this 504-nucleotide messenger RNA. Its product is annotated as 39S ribosomal protein L21, mitochondrial-like. The transcript has 2 exons. The record is from RefSeq and is a predicted model, not a curated record. Lineage: Eukaryota; Metazoa; Arthropoda; Malacostraca; Amphipoda; Hyalellidae. The annotation marks the transcript as partial.